AUGGGAUAUAUAGGGUCACAUGGAAUAGCAGCACUUCACAGAUACAAAUAUAGUGGAGUAGAUCACUCUUAUGUUGCUAAAUAUGUGUUGCAACCUUUUUGGAGCCGUUGUGUUAACUUCUUCCCUCUUUGGAUGCCACCGAACAUGAUUACGCUUAUGGGAUUUAUGUUCUUGGUGACUUCUGCUUUGCUUGGAUAUACUUUUGAUGCUGUUGACGGAAAGCAAGCUCGGCGGACAAACUCGUCGAGUCCAUUGGGGGAACUUUUUGACCAUGGAUGUGAUGCGCUGGCUUGUGCAUUUGAAAGCCUGGCCUUUGGUAGCACUGCCAUGUGUGGAAGAGAUUCUUUCUGGUUCUGGUUUAUUUCAGCUGUGCCAUUUUAUGGUGCAACAUGGGAACACUUUUUCACCAAUACUCUCGUUCUUCCAGCAGUUAAUGGACCUACAGAGGGUCUAAUGCUAAUAUAUGUGGCUCAUUUUUUUACAGCCUUAGUUGAAAUCCCAACUUACAGAGUCGUGCUGUUUUUAAUGGCAGCUUUUGCUGUUAUACCCACAUUGGCAUUCAAUGUGUCCAAUGUCUACAAUGUUGUUCAAGCAAGAAAAGGCAGCUUGUUACUGGCUUUAGCAAUGCUUUACCCUUUUGUUGUGCUCGUUGGUGGAGUCCUAGCAUGGGAUUAUCUGUCUCCAUCUGAUCUAAUGGCAAAUUAUCCUCAUUUGGUUAUAUUGGGAACUGGACUUGCAUUUGGGUUUCUUGUGUCUCUGCUCUAUCUACCAUUUGCCAUCGCAAAUGCACUCGCAGCCAGACUGAAUGAUGGAGUUGCUUUAGUCGAUGAGUUCUGGGUUCUUCUUGGUUAUUGUGUAUUCACAAGUACGCACCUGUUACCUUGUUUUGCUAAUGCAUCUUUGGUCAUAUGUUUUAUUUGCUUGUUUAUACUAUUGGUGUGGGACUCUAUUUGCACUUCGCGACUUCUGUCAUCCAUGAAAUUACAGCAGCUCUGGGAAUCUGCUGCUUCAGCUGGCAAUUUUGGAGAAACGGGGCAAGCAAUUUGGCAUGUCAUUUUUGGUUUAACAUUGAUGAAUAGCAUUGUAACUGGAUCUAGUGCACUAGGCUGGAGGGAUGAGAAUGUGUAUUUUGGAUCAGGACCUGGAGGCUUGUACUGUAAAUACAGGGAUACAUCCUUCGAAGCUGGGGUUGUCGGGGAGCGUAAACCCGUUGUUAUCGUCAACACUGGGGAGAUCUCGUUUACCUAA
Molecule: messenger RNA, 1248 nt
Organism: Dovyalis caffra
Lineage: Eukaryota; Viridiplantae; Streptophyta; Magnoliopsida; Malpighiales; Salicaceae
Source: the annotation of a GenBank genome assembly